AAAAUCGAUCAUGCAAACAUUAUUUAAUGAAAAACAGCCAACAAAUAAUAAUCCUGUACAAAUGAAGACAUUUUGUAAUAUGUUUCAUUUUAUUGUUCUCUACGUGUAUGCAAAAUCCUGCUGAACAAACGUGUUCUCGGCUAUUUAAUCAAGAUUAUUUUACCUUAUUGAGAUAUUAGUUGAAAAAAUGGAAGGAAAUACUUAUUAUAUAGAAACUACAUUUAUGAAAUAUGAAAAUCCACAAUUUUUGUGGCCUGUUCAACAAUUUCAUUCUAAUACAAUAUUAAUGUCACCCGUGUUUCUAUUACCGUCUUGUACAUAUACAGCUACGAUGGAGCAUACUGGUCGUAAUCUAACUUUACAAUUUGAUUUUGACGAGAAACAAUAUGGCGGAUAUUUAAAUGUUGUAUAUUCUUUGUUAGAUUGUUGUCAAAAGACACAGAUUAUAAAUGGGACCAAUAAAUCAAUCAUAUAUCAAAACUUGUCUUCAUUUUACAGCAAAUUUGAUCUGUCACUUAAAGUCACUCAUAUGCUUCCUGUAACUAAACAAUUGCCCAAUUUCAAGAUAAAACAUAUACGAGAAAUAAUGAGACAUAUAAGUUCAUUACAUUUUAAUUCUGAAUUAAGCGAUUUAACAAUAUGCGUUGAAGAUUCAGUAUAUCCUGUGCACAAAUGUAUACUUGGAGCACAUAGUCCUGUAUUUGAAAAUAUGUUCACAUUUGGAAUGAAGGAACAGAAAGAAGACAGAGUUUAUAUAACUGAUUUAACAAAAGGAACAUGUACUUCUAUGUUGUCUUAUAUAUAUACUAAUAGACUUGAAGAUUUAGAUAAUAUUGCAAGUGAACUUAUUUUUAUAGCUGACAUGUAUAACAUACUAGAUUUGGUAAAAUUAUGUAAAGGUGCUUUGAUCAAACAAAUGAACGAGGAGAAUGUAUUCGACACUCUUGUUAUUGCAGAUAAAUUACAUAUGCAUGAUCUAGAAUUACGUUGUCUUCAAUAUAUAGCGCACAACAAGACCAUUAUUCAUUCAAGCAAGGAAUAUGAAGAUAUAAAGAAAUAUCCAAAUAUAGUAGCAAAAAUUUUGGAUUACUUCAUGGGCUAAAAAUACUUUAUUGUUUUACCAAAAUCUUAGUGUAUUAAAUUGAUAUGAAUAAAAUUAAAUAAAUUUCUUUUCUAUAAUUUUA
Molecule: messenger RNA, 1184 nt
Organism: Vespula pensylvanica (western yellowjacket)
Lineage: Eukaryota; Metazoa; Arthropoda; Insecta; Hymenoptera; Vespidae
Product: speckle-type POZ protein-like
Exons: 2
Coding region: 188-1102 (304 amino acids)
Biological process (GO): regulation of proteolysis; proteasome-mediated ubiquitin-dependent protein catabolic process
Cellular component (GO): cytoplasm; nucleus
Molecular function (GO): ubiquitin protein ligase binding
Source: RefSeq, a predicted model, not a curated record